This is a messenger RNA of Nycticebus coucang (slow loris), 4331 nucleotides long. It is a transcript of the gene FAM131B, whose product is annotated as family with sequence similarity 131 member B. NCBI's taxonomy places the organism in Eukaryota, Metazoa, Chordata, Mammalia, Primates, Lorisidae. Bases 225 to 1307 code for a protein of 360 amino acids. The record is from RefSeq and is a predicted model, not a curated record. The transcript is spliced from 7 exons.
CUCCCCGGCCGCUGCGAGCGGAGCCGGGGCGGGGGAGCCAGGCGGCGGCGGCGGCGGCGGCGACGGAGGCUGCCGUGGGGAGGGAUGGAGAGGGGAGGGGGGAGCGGAGCCGAGCGGAGACAGCCGCGGCGCUGCAGAGCGGCUGGGGCGGCGGCGCGGCAGAGGGUGCUCCCCCCGUCGCGCGCCCCGAGUCGGUGAGGGCCCGGCCCGGAGGCCCCGGAGCCAUGGGCUGCAUCGGCUCCAGGACUGUGGGGAACGAGGUGAUAGCAGUGGACUGGAAGGGCCUGAAGGAUGUCGAUCAGAUUAACAUGGACAGCACCAGCUCACUGCACGGGAGCAGCCUCCAUCGGCCAUCUACUGAGCAAACUCGAACUGAUUUCUCCUGGGACGGCAUCAAUCUUUCCAUGGAGGAUACCACUUCCAUUCUUCCGAAGCUUAAGCGAAACUCCAACGCCUAUGGUAUUGGGGCCCUGGCCAAGUCAUCGCUCUCAGGGAUCUCUCGAAGCAUGAAGGACCAUGUGACAAAGCCCACAGCCAUGGGGCAAGGCCGGGUGGCCCACAUGAUUGAGUGGCAGGGCUGGGGGAAGACACCGGCCAUUCAGCCACAACACAGCCACGAGGCGGUACGCAGGGAUACAGACGCCUACUCCGACCUCAGUGAUGGUGAGAAGGAGGCACGUUUCUUAGCAGGUGUCAUGGAGCAGUUUGCUAUUUCUGAGGCCACACUCAUGGCCUGGUCUUCUAUGGAUGGUGAGGACAUGAGUGUCAACUCUACCCAGGAGCCAUUGGGCUGCAACUACAGUGACAAUUACCAGGAGCUGAUGGAGAGUCAGGAUGCCCUGGCUCAAGCCCCCAUGGAUGGAUGGCCUCACUCCUAUGUGUCCCAGGGCAUGUACUGUCUGGGGUCAUCAGAUGCCUGGGAAGCAAGUGACCAGUCCCUCAUUGCCUCUCCGGCCACAGGAUCCUAUCUUGGCCCUGCAUUUGAUGACUCACAGCCCAGCUUACAUGACAUGGGGCCUUCCCAACCUGCUUCCGGAUAUUCUGCUCAGGAACCACCACCUUUGUUGGGGGGAGACACUGACUGGGCUCCAGGAAUGGGCGGGGUGGACCUGGCACAGGGCCCUGCUGAGGAGGAGAAGAGGCCAUUGGCCCCUGAGGAGGAAGAGGAUGCAGGAUGCCGAGACCUGGAGUCACUUUCCCCACGAGAAGACCCGGAGGUGUCCACUGCUCUUAGCCGGAAGGUGUCUGAUGUCACAUCCUCAGGCGUUCAGUCCUUUGAUGAGGAAGAGGGCGAGGCCAACAACUAGCUCCUUCCCCCUAAGCCCCUUCCACCCCUACCUGAGGCCCAUGGCUGCGGCCCACACCCUCCCUUCCCCCAGCGGUAUAGCUGAAACUUGGGCAGACGACAGCGGGGGACCCAGGAAGUUUCCAGACCUCUCCCAGCAAUGGAGGACCAAGAUAGGAUUUUAGCCAGGCUUACACUCUAGAAACCACAGGUCCAGGACUGGAACCCAGACAACUAGAUGGCUGUGAAAUUGGCGUGGCUGUGGGAGAAAGGCCGGGACAGUGGGCUUCUGGGUCUGUGUCCGGGAAGCCUCCAGGGUGUGCAGCCUGAGGACAGGUGCACAGUGUGACCACGCCCAAACUGGACCUCCAUUCUUCACUCCCUGACUUCGUCUUCCAGGAGCCCUGACUGUGCUGUCUGAUUGCCUCCUCUCUCCAUUUCAUUCUUGCUUUUCCCAACUGUUUUCUCUGGCUGUGGCCCUAGUUCAUCGUUACUGUGAGGAAUAGACCUCAGGGACUGUUGGACGAGGCUGAUGGGCACAGGGGAGGCAGCUAAAAGGGCACGUGUGCAUGGAGCUGAGCCUGCCCUCAGUGGGUCAUUUGGCUUCCGAGAUUGGAAGUCUAGGAGGAGGUGGACGGAGCAGCUGUGAUUUAUGAGGGGGCACAGGCAUGGUUCUUUAUAGCAAGCCCUGCCCAGAGAUGAGAGACUCACUGAUGAGGCCGAGAACUAACACACCACUUAUUCUGAGAUCUUGAAUAUAUGGCUGAAAGGCGGAUCCUAAGGAUCUGGGAAAAGACCCUGUGGGGGGAGGCUGGCUGCUCCAGCCCUUGCUCCCCUCCUGCCUUCUUCCAUCCCUGCUCUCGGAACCCCUGGCCCUAAAGAGGGUAAGGGGACACCAGUUGCAGAUAUUUGGACACAGGACGCAGGUGUCCCUGCUAGUGGGGGGAGCAUGAGGGCUGUGUCUGCCCCUACCCACCCCUAAUUCUCUGGAGCUGUUUACACUUUUCUCUUUGCCUUUUCUACAUUUUUAUAACUUCUUGGGGACUCAGGGUUGAGUGGGGUGGAGGGAGGAGUCGGUGCUGUCUCUCCCCAGGCCGGGCAGGGUUGCAGGCUGAGGGCCAAGGUGGGCUCUGCCUCUUUGUGUCAGCUUCACACUCUGUCCUUGCUGUCCUCGCUCACUGCCCAGUCCUCCUGCCCAGAAAGAGAGGCAGAGCUUGCUCUCCCUGAUGAGGACUCUGAGCAGCACGCAAGCCCCAGCACUAGCAUAAGAGGGCAUGUGGCUGGGAGAUGGCCAGUGGGACUUGCUGGCCUGUGGCAUAGGCAGAGUUUGGGUAGGAGAGAGAGGCCUAAGAGGUUCAUUGCCCUAGUUCCCUUUUUCCUCAUGCCCAUCUCAGGCUCCAGCUCCCAGCCCUGGUGUCCUACUCACUCUUGGUCAGUGGUCCUCCUAUUGCAUCCUUGUAUCUUCUCCCGGUCCCUGGCACAAACUUCCCCCGACCCCUGGACCACAGACUACUAUUGCUUUAGAAUGAGGAGGUUAAGAAUUGGGGUGUUUCUCUUCAUCUGUGACCCCACCCUACCACCAAGUUCAUACUCAUAUACACAUGCUCCUGAAAUGGAGCUAGAACAGGGUGUCCCGUGUCUUCCAGGGAAGACGGAGAAUGGUUAUACUGAGGUUGGUUCUUGUAGGAAACACGGGAGUAGGCUUGGUGAGCCAAGGUACGUGCCAUCUCUUGAUCUCAUGCUGCCUGCACAGAAGUGGCCCCUUAUGCUUGGUAACAUCUCCUGACUCGGAGUCCCAGGACCACAUUUUUAGGAGCUCUCUAGGAAGUGGUCUAGCAUGCUCACCUGGACAGCUGUCCCUUGCCCAUCUCCUGCUGUAGGUCCUGGGGUUUUGCAUGCCCUUGUGACCUUCCUCCCAUGGGGUCCCUGGGUUCUCACCUCCAGCCUGCCCUCUCACCAAGUCACCUCUUCCUCUCCUCUUAUCCCCUCACUGCCCAUAUUCUCCCCUGGACCACACCGGAUGUCUGACCCAGUGAAUGGUUCGUUUGUCAUUGGUCCUUUUUGCCCAGGGCCCUGGGAGCUGGGAAGAGUAGACUAUAGCAGCUUUCUUCCCUCCUUCCCUUUCCUAAGGGAGCCAAAUGGUCCCUGACAAAAGACAACUAAAGUUCUGAAGGAAUCUGGCAGGGUUGACACAUAAGCAGAGGCUCAGAGUCCCCAGGGUGCUGGCACGUAGCUUCAGAGAAUAGGGCAGGUGGGGGUCUGCCUUGUGCGAAGACCUCCUUUUCCACUCUGAGGAGGGAGAAGACUCAAGGAACUGGCCUGGGACUACCUUGGAACUCUUCUAGAGGGAGGGACUGCCUUUCUGGUGCUGGACGCAGGGUGCAUGGGGGUUUGCUUAUAGCCUAUUUGGGGGAGGGGGGGCAUGUGCAGGAAGAGGCUAUGGGGGGUGGGAAAGGGUUGCUUUUCCUUUGGGAUUAAAGGCCGUGCAGCACGUUUUACAGCGGUCCUGGAGCAGGGCUGUUUUUAUAUUCUUGUGAAUGAAACUGCUCUUGCUAAAUGAUUUUCUUUUGGGGGGAGGGGCGCACUUUCACUUUCAAUUGACUUUAUUAAAUGAAAAUCCAAAUCUUCCCUCUUCCCCUUCCGUUGCCCCCUCCCCCCUCCACACACACCUUCCUGCUAAUCCUUGUGUUAAGGAGGGGACCUGGGGAAUGAGUUUAUUAUCGUCUUCCUGUCCCCACCUGUAUACCCCACACUUCGUCUUCCAGGUCUGGGAAAUAACCAUUUUUACGGUCAGUCUUAGCAUGUUUUCUUAAUGUGACAUUCCCACCCCAGGCCCAAGAGAGAUUCUAUGACAUAUAUUACAGAGAGACUUCUAUAUCAAUAUAUAUAAAUAUUAUAGAUUAUGUACACAGGGGCAGGGGCUCCAAUGCCCACUGCCAGCCCCCACCCAGGCUUCAGCAUCUCUCUUAGCCUGGGGCGGAGGAGGGAUGUGAUGUGGAGAGGGGUAGAGGCUGUGUUCAGUGGCACUAAACAGAAUGUGGUGGCA